AUGGAAGCACUUUUGUGCAAUCAUUCAAUCAGUCGUGGGGCUAUCUUGAGCCUUCUUGCUGAGCUGGUGAAGUCUUAUCCGGGUGUAGCGUCGCUUAUCUGUGAGGCUAAAGAAGAUGGUCAAAGUGUGAUUCAUCAACUCAUCGAACAUUUUAUUGACGGAACACAAGAGAAGGUUUCACAUCUUACUUCUGACACUCUCGGCUCUUUGAAGACACUCAUUUCAAUACUGGCUGCCUGUAAUCAUUCUCCAAAAGCGCAAGAAGCAUUAGUGUCGGACAUGAAAGCUUCGCUUGUUUCGAUCGGAAGUUCAUCACUAUCCUCUACCGCUAUUUGCAGCAAGGUCAGCGAGCUUUGCUCUCUGUUGGUUAUGAUGCUUGACUCUUGCCCAUCGUCAUCCUCCAGCUUAUCACAUUCGCAUCACCGCCACCUUCUCGGUGGUACGCCAAAUCCGAUAACGAAGCUGUUCCACAAGAAGAAGAUAUCAAAUGAUCUGGUCAAAACUAUCACGUAUCUGCAACUCUCGCAGAAGGAAGCUAUCGAUACUGUCAACAUAGUCCUGAAAACUCUGGAAACGUUAAUGAGAAGCACAAAUACUUCUGGUGCGUCGGCGAACGCUGCUAGCAUCACACAUGGUGCUAGAAAUGUAGCACGUGCUCAGGUUCAGGCAGUAAUCAACGCGGCGGUCGCUGAUGCAGUUAGAAUUCCAUCACCCAAUAAUAGCCGUGACAAUGCUCUAAGUCGAGCAAUUGAUCUUAGAGAGAUAUUUGGCAACAAUCUCCUCAGCGACUCCAAUGAAAUGGGAGAAGAUCAAGAUGAUCGAGGUGUUCAGGCGAGUAUAGUUUGGCGAUGUUUCUUGCUGCAUGCAUAA
Messenger RNA from Cylicostephanus goldi, 870 nucleotides. Lineage: Eukaryota; Metazoa; Nematoda; Chromadorea; Rhabditida; Strongylidae. The record is from the annotation of a GenBank genome assembly.